GUUUCGUUGCCAUUUCAAGAUGGCCUCCAGCAUGCCCCUCUACAGAGCUAUAUUCAGCCUUGGGCUAGUGGCAUCUUACGUAGCCGCGGGUGUGGCGCCAGGUUCACCUGACCACCAAAUCCACGACCUUCCCGGCUACAACGACUCGACGCCCAUCGACUUUAAGCACUAUGCCGGUCGCCUACCGCUACCGAGCUCGGGUCAAGAGCUGUUCUAUUGGCUCGUGGAAUCGCAGGAUGACCCGGCAACCGACCCGAUUGUGUUGUGGCUGAACGGGGGACCUGGCUGCUCGUCCCUCGGUGGGUUCUUCACGGAACUGGGUCCGUUUGUCGUCCAGUCUGACUUGACCGUCAAGCGCAACAAGUACGCGUGGAACCGUCACGCGAACAUGGUCUUCCUCGAGGCUCCGGCUGGCGUCGGGUUUAGCCAGCCCCUGUUAACCUCGUCCGACUACAACGACCACACGACGGCCGCCAACACCCACGAGUUCCUCCGCGUGUUCUUCGAUGCGUACCCGUCGUUUCAAUACCGGCCGUUCUACAUUGCCGGGGAAAGCUAUGCGGGUCGGUACAUUCCGUUCCUCAUCACCAAGUUGCUCGCGUCGCCGCUGCCGAAGGUCCACUUGGCUGGGUUUCUCAUUGGCAACCCUUCCACCAACUACGAGAUUGACCACAACUCGUACGUGGACUACUACUACACCCACGGGCUGAUUUCGCUGGAGAAUUACAUGGCUGUCGGUGCGGCUUGUGGGGACAACGUUGGCCGAUGCGUCGUGUCCAGUGCCAACUGCUCGGCAGCAUGCGAAGCAGCCCUCCAAGAUGGAAUUCUAUCCAUCGACGAGCCAGCGUUGAAUCGAUAUUACAUCUAUGGCGACGUGUGUCUGCUCAACAACUCCCAAGCGUAUCCUUACAAGUACCGGAACUUCCCCUCUACACAUAGUCGUGUAGUGAUGACGCCGUGUGCCGAUACAUUCACCGUAGCUUACUUGCGCCAGCCACUCGUCCAGCAAGCGCUACAUUUGGCCAAUGCUGACGUCAUCGAGUGGUCGAGCUGCAGCGACCCCGUAGAAGAACUUUACCAGAAGAGCGCGUCGUCCAUGGAGUUGUACCCUGCGAUCUUAGCUGCUGGAAUCAAAGCCCUGAUUUACAGCGGCGAUGCGGACAUGGUGGUCAACUUUAUGGGCACCCAGCGAUGGAUUUCUUCGAGAGGACUCCGCUUGAAUGUGACUAGCCAAUGGCGGGCGUGGUUUGGCCCGGACAAGCAGCUCGCGGGGUAUUCGGAGGAGUAUGCCGGCGGACUCACGUUUAAGACGGUAAAAGGGGCGGGCCACAUGGUUCCAGCCACGAAACCGCUGCAUGCGCUGUACAUGUUUGAGUGCUUUGUGUUUGGCCAAUCGACCUGUGACACAUGGAUGUACCCCAAAGAUAAUGUGGAGUAUCUGACUGGAGACGACGUUGCCUACAUCGACGACAGCGGAAGCGCGUCCAAUACUGGACCACGCGACGACGUGGUUCUCAACUGGAGUUUGUACGGGAUGCUUGUCGUGUUUGCUGGGAUUGCCAUUAUCGUCCUCGCCAAGAAGCUACAGGACCGCCGCACCAAGGAGUACACAAAACUGUAAUCAUACACACUACCAGAGCAUUGCUAUUACAGUAAUUCAC
Molecule: messenger RNA, 1661 nt
Organism: Aphanomyces astaci
Lineage: Eukaryota; Oomycota; Saprolegniomycetes; Saprolegniales; Verrucalvaceae
Exons: 1
Coding region: 20-1621 (533 amino acids)
Biological process (GO): proteolysis
Molecular function (GO): serine-type carboxypeptidase activity
Source: RefSeq, a predicted model, not a curated record